Messenger RNA from Periconia digitata, 1362 nucleotides. Lineage: Eukaryota; Fungi; Ascomycota; Dothideomycetes; Pleosporales; Periconiaceae. The record is from the annotation of a GenBank genome assembly.
AUGGCCGAGUCAAAGGAGGUUACCAUUGUGGGGUUUGAUACUAGGGAUGUCAGGUUUCCGACAUCUCUCGAUAAAACAGGUUCCGAUGCAAUGAAUGCGGCGGGCGAUUACUCGGCUGCGUAUUGUGUGUUGAAGACGGAUGGUGGAUUUGAAGGACAUGGAAUGACCUUCACCAUCGGCCGUGGAAACGAAAUCGUAUGCACAGCAAUCGCACACCUAGCCUCCCGCAUCACCAACCGCACUCUCUCAUCCCUCGUGGCUAACUGGGGCCAAACAUGGCGCCAUCUAGUCAACGACUCGCAACUCCGUUGGAUCGGUCCGGAGAAGGGCGUCAUUCACCUCGCGCUCGGCGCCGUCGUAAACGCAAUCUGGGACCUCUGGGCCAAAACCCUCAACAAGCCCGUCUGGAAGAUCGUUGCGGACAUGACGCCCACUGAAAUCGUCUCUCUCAUCGACUUCAGGUAUAUCACUGACGCACUAACCCCCGAAGAAGCGCUCGACAUCCUCAUGAAAGCGGAGCAAGGUAAAGAAGUGAGAAUAAAGGAGGCUAUGGAGUCAAAGGCCGUUCCCGCAUACACGACAUCUGCUGGGUGGUUAGGCUACGGACGCGACAAGAUGCGAGCAUUGUUGCAAGAGACGCUCGCAAAGGGGUACCGGCACUUCAAGAUCAAGGUUGGUGGGGAUGUGGCGCAGGAUCGGGAACGGUUGGAGAUUGCGCGGGAGGUGAUUGGGUUCGAUAAGGGGAAUGUGUUGAUGGUGGAUGCGAAUCAGGUUUGGAGUGUGCCUGAGGCGAUUGCGUAUAUGAAGCAGCUGAGCGAGUUCAAGCCGUGGUUCAUCGAGGAGCCCACCAGUCCAGAUGAUGUCCUCGGCCAUAAAGCCAUUCGCGACGCCCUAAAACCCUACGGUAUCGGUGUCGCCACAGGCGAAAUGUGCCAAAACCGCGUCAUGUUCAAGCAAUUCCUAGCCGCAGGCGCAAUCGAUGUCUGCCAAAUCGACGCUUGUCGUCUCGGCGGCGUGAACGAAGUCAUUGCCGUGCUUCUCAUGGCCGCAAAGUUCAACAUCCCCAUUGUUCCCCACAGCGGCGGCGUCGGUCUUCCAGAAUACACGCAGCAUCUCUCGACCAUCGAUUACAUCUGCGUAUCUGGAAAGAAGUCGGUGCUUGAAUUUGUGGAUCAUCUUCAUGAGCACUUUUUCCACCCCUCAGAGAUUAGGGAUGGGUAUUAUGUCACGCCUAUGAGUCCUGGGUAUAGUGUAGAGAUGAAACCUGAGAGUAUGGAGAGGUUUAGUUUCCCUGGGGCUGAGGGGAAGAGUUGGUGGAAGAGUGAGGAGGCGAGGGGGAUUUUGGAGGGCGAGAAGAUUUGA